Molecule: messenger RNA, 3685 nt
Organism: Alosa alosa (allis shad)
Lineage: Eukaryota; Metazoa; Chordata; Actinopteri; Clupeiformes; Clupeidae
Gene: rasgef1ba
Product: RasGEF domain family, member 1Ba
Exons: 14
Coding region: 271-1689 (472 amino acids)
Biological process (GO): positive regulation of GTPase activity; Ras protein signal transduction
Cellular component (GO): plasma membrane
Molecular function (GO): guanyl-nucleotide exchange factor activity
Source: RefSeq, a predicted model, not a curated record
CGCGGAGAGUACGUUUCUACUGUUGGAUGUUCCUCUGAAGCAUCGGCUUUGGAUAUUUCAGUGUGUCGAAGCAUAUCGUGAUUGAAACAUGCAGACGGAGUCUCUACCGCUGUCAGCCAUAUAUUGAAUUGAGGGACAAUAUUGUCUGCUCGGAUUUUGUUUCGGGAAUUUAUUUCAAAGGCUUAGCUACAUCUCUGUACAUUUCUGGAGUCUCACUUGUGGAUUUCAUACCAUCACCCCGAACUACAGGUGUCUACUUUUGAGGACAAGAUGCCUCAGACACCACCCUUCACGGGCGUGUUUCCCAACAGCGCCUACAACAAGAACCUCUACCAGACAAAGGAGGAGCACUACGGGGGCCUCUAUUACCAUGACAACACGCUUGUCUCGGGGUCGCUGGAGGCCCUCAUCCAGCAUCUGGUGCCCACAGUGGACCACUACCCCGACAGGACGUACAUCUUCACAUUCCUGCUGAGUUCGCGGCUCUUCAUCCACCCCUGUGAGCUCAUGUCUAAGAUCUGUCACCUGUGUGUGGACCAUCAGAGACUCUCCGACCCUCAGGCUGACAAGAUGCGACUGAGGAAGAUGGCUCCUAAGGUGCUGCAGCUCCUUACAGAAUGGACGGAGACAUUCCCAUACGACUUCCGUGACGAGAGGACAAUGAGGAGCCUCAAGGAGCUCACACAACGCCUGGCCAGUGGUGACGAGCACUACCGCAAGGCGGUGCAGCAGAUGACCCAGGCACUGAUCCGGAAGCUGACGGCGCUCAGCCAGUACGAGGAGGCUCUGGCCAAGAUCAGCGCCACGGCCACGGAGCGGCUGGCCGUGCUCAAGGUCAAGCCACAGUCGGUGCAGCGCGACAUCCUCAGCAUCUGCAGCGACCCCUUCACCCUCGCCCAGCAACUCACACACAUCGAGCUGGAGAGGUUAAGCUACAUCGGACCAGAAGAAUUCGUCCAAGCCUUUGGCCAGAAAAGCCAACUGGACAAUGAUAAGAACUGCUUCAGUGACCAUAAGAAGGCCAGUAACCUGGAGGCAUAUGUGGCCUGGUUCAACCGCCUGAGCUAUUUGGUGGCUACAGAGAUUUGCAUGGCCGUGAAGAAGAAGCACCGGGCGCGGGUCAUCGAGUUCUUCAUUGACGUGGCACGCGAGUGCUUCAACAUCGGCAACUUCAACUCCCUUAUGGCUAUAAUCUCUGGGAUGAACAUGAGUCCAGUGUCUCGAUUGAAGAAGACCUGGGGCAAAGUUAAAACAGCCAAGUUUGACAUCUUGGAGCAUCAGAUGGAUCCUUCCAGUAACUUCUAUAACUAUCGCACGGCGUUACGAGGAGCCACACAGAGAUCCAUCACAGCCCACAGCAGCAGAGAGAAGAUUGUCAUCCCCUUCUUCAGCCUAAUGAUAAAGGACAUCUACUUCCUCAACGAGGGAUGUUCCAACAGGCAUCCCAAUGGCCAUGUCAACUUUGAGAAAUUCUGGGAGAUGGCCAAGCAGGUGAGCGAGCUGAUGACCUGGAAGAAAGUGGAGUGUCCGUUUGAGAGGGACCGCAAGAUCCUGCAGUACCUGCUCACCGCCCCCGUGUUCAGCGAGGAUGCUCUGUGUCUGGCGUCUUAUGAGAGCGAAGGACCAGAGAACAACAUGGAGAAAGACAGGUGGAAGUCUUUGAGGUCUUCCCUGCUCAAUCGGGUGUAGGCAUCUCAGAUGACGGGGGAUCCUUCUGCUCAGCCAGCUGUGACACCCUCACUCUGUGCCCCCAUGCCCCCUCCAAACAAACAAGCAAGACCAGCAGCAGCAGCGACAGAUGGACACCAGGCCCGGUCAGCAGUAUCCCUGUUCUCAAAGGGAAGCGACAAUCUUAUCCACUCUGGGCUGAGGAACGACCUGGCUGUGUCCCAUUGCUCGCGCCGCUUAUGUUUCGUUUUGUUUGCGAUUUGUCUAAAACAGAGGAUCUUGUGUUCUCUUGCUCGUCCUACUGGAUAUUUCAGAACUGCUUUUUUCAUCUCUUUGUAUGAAUUUGUACUCAACGUACUUCACUUGUAUUAUUAUUAAUAUUGUUGUUAUUAUUAUUUGUUUUUUUUUGUCGAUUUGUUUGUUUUGUUUGUGGGUGGUUGUGCCACCGGAAGAGGUAUACAGCACUGGUGCUGUUUUUCGACGUUUGCUGUAGGGAGGGACAUGGAUUCGGACAGUGGUGGGAGAUUCAACCCUUUCUGUUCCAGGGCGUUUCCUCUAAAGACACUCUCGACACUCAGAGUUAGCUGCUGGCUGGCCAACUCAACUUUGAAUGGGGUUUCCAAAUAUGAAAAAAGACAUGAAAUAAAUAUGUUGUCAAUGUAUCUAAAAACUACAAAUACCAGCAUUGUGCAUUCUGGAUAUCGGCACUGUAUCUUGAUAUCAUGUACCUGUCAUGCAUUUUAAAUCAAUUUAUUUUGCUGAUUGUAUUAUAAGUCAAGUUUAUUUUGUCAUGUUUACUUUCCUGUUCUGUGUAUCUCUAAAUAGGUAUUAUUUUUAUACACCUGUGUGCAUGUCUGUUUGUGUUGAUGUGAGUGUGUGUUUGUGAGCGUGCAUGAGACAGAGAGAGGAAAGGAAAGAGAGAGAAAGAUAGAGAAGAUACAAGUACAUAUGUGGGUGGUGUUAAUCGUGCCCUUUUGCAGCUAAUAGUGACAUAGCGCUUGAUAUAGAUUCUGUUGCCCCAGUUAGUGUUAAGCUGUUCAGACACCACCAUAGUAGGAGCUCUCCUUAAUCUUCCCCUUCCGCUUAAAUCUAACAGACCCUAUCUCAGCUAACCUUAACCCCCACCCUCCACACACACACACACACAUACACACACACACACACCAGGAGGGCACUUACAAGUUACAAGGCGUUUCGUUCCUUCCUGACAAGUCCGUCUUCGGAACAGGUCCACACCCUGUCUGCAGACCCCCUCUGCAGAUGGAAGCAGAGGAAGUGUUCUAGAUUACAUGCCACUGAUAAGACACUGUGUUAUAUGAGACGAGCCGUCACCCUUAUCAUCCUGGGAGCCUGGCCCUGGCUGACUGUGUGUAAAGCAGUGACAUAUCACCGCCUGGUGGUAGCGUCCAGCAAGAGCAACUGAAGACUUUAGAGUAGGCUAGAGUUGUGGAGUAGGUGGAGGUUGGGCUAUAUUUUUUUUGCCCUUCCAUACAAAUUCCAAGAGCAUUCUCUUGUGUGAUUGUUCCAUUUAUUAUUAUUAUUGUUGUUAUUAUUAUUAUUAUUAUUAUUAUUAUUAUUAUUAUUAUUAUUAUUACAGUAUUUUCCCAGCAGUUUAUUUAUGUUUUCCCAAACUGUAGCUGUGUUUUAUAUGUUGAUAUUUACCAUUAUAUUUUGUUACCCUGCUUUAUACUAGGUACAUAAUAACAUAUUUUGUAGCUAUGAGAUAUUUCCCUAUCUAAUAUUUUUUUAUAAAGCUUUUUAUGAGCGAAUGGGUUUUUUGGGUGACAGCGUGCAAAAUGAAGUUGAGUCAAUUAACUGAUGUCUCGCUUCCCUUGUUUUUGCUUUUCCCAUCGAAAGGAAACUCAGAAAUAUGCUGUGCUUUUUUUCUUUCCCUGGCCCUGUGUACAUUGUUGUGUAUUUGAAAUGUUUGGAUGACGUAGAAGAAUCCUUGAGAUAUGAAGCUGUUGUGUUUGAAGGAAUAAUGAAUUUAAUAAAAAGAAUGCACAUGAAAAAUGAA